Molecule: messenger RNA, 378 nt
Organism: Lichtheimia ornata
Lineage: Eukaryota; Fungi; Mucoromycota; Mucoromycetes; Mucorales; Lichtheimiaceae
Exons: 2
Coding region: 1-378 (125 amino acids)
Source: RefSeq, a predicted model, not a curated record
AUGAUCCUCUGGUGUUCUCGUUAUUGGCCAAUUGAUUUCAAGAGCCCUCUUCACCGCACGUAUCUUAUGGAUGUAUCACAUCAGCAACAAACAACAAUGUUACGUGUCCUUUUGGUGCUGUCAAGGUGUAUCCAUCUCUCAUGGCAUUCAUCAUCAAGUAUCGCUUGGAGAAACGGCUAUCAGGAUUGGUCACUGUGUCGGCAUCUCCACAGCAAGGAAAUGUGUUCUCAUUACUGGGUGGCAUCAAACAUCGUGGAUUCUCAUAUGACACUGGCUAACAUCGUUGGCAGCUAUGAUUCAUUUGCGACAGUGUGGUCAGCCCUAUCAUGGCCCUAUCAAUUGCAUUUGAGGAUUACUGCCUUAGCCGUUGGAAGUUAG